Messenger RNA from Caenorhabditis elegans, 323 nucleotides. It is a transcript of the gene T05C1.2, whose product is annotated as Protease III. The record is from RefSeq and is marked reviewed. The transcript has 3 exons. Bases 8 to 241 code for a protein of 77 amino acids. Lineage: Eukaryota; Metazoa; Nematoda; Chromadorea; Rhabditida; Rhabditidae.
GAAAAAAAUGGCCUCGCAACAAGACGCCUCUCCACCAACAGGUUACAACAUGGGACAUCGCCACUCGUUAACCAUUGAGACCAAUCCACUGCACUUGUUGCCGUCCAAUAUGCGACGUUUCUCCCAGGCCGACACUGCCCGUCAUCCAGCAGCUCCUUUGCUCUCAAAACUCGCCGCCAGACAACAAAUCCCUGAAGCAGUAGCCGAGAAAAAAGACGACGAGAAGCCAGAAAACAAGUGAUUUUUUUCUGAUCUCUGAACAUUGUGUAUUGUAUAUUUAAAUUUCAAUUCUCCAAAUAUUCAAUUAAUCUUCUUUUCUUAUA